CUGCAAAAAUUAUCGACUGUCAAGUUUCUUCGCCUCUGCUGCUAGUAUAGUUUUUUUUCACAUUAGUCAUCGUAGCAGAGAAUUUUACAAAAUAAAAAGAAAGAAAAUUUCCAAUCGAAACCAUUUGCAAAACAAAAAUUACACCAAAAUACACUUGAAAAAUCUAAUCAAAACCAUUUCGCCAAAUCGUAACACCACCAAAUACCAAAAAAACAUAAACAAACAUUGAAAAAAGACCCAGCGCAGCGCCAGCAGCAGAACCCCCCGAGUUUUCCAAAAAGUGUAUACCCCCAAUAGAAAAGACACGAAGAAGAAAAAAAUGCAAAAAUAUAAAAAAGGCCACUGAGAAACGAAAAAACACGAAGACGAGAAAAAAUAAAACACCACCAUUCUCAUGUGUGCAUGUUAAUUGCUCAUUUUUGUUCUUCAUUUUUUCGCCCAUAUCUUGUUCUUCGCCAGCGCAAAACGAUAAAGCAAACAAAAAUUAGAAAUUAAAAUAAGAAAAAUAAUAAAAAAAAAAAACAAAAAAACGUAAAAACCACUCCGAUUGCGCUCUACAUGGCACAAGAAAUAGAAAUUCUACACAAAAUUCUAUAAAUAGCUGGACUUUUUCGGUUUUCCGUUGUUUUUUUCUCUGAUUCUCGAUUCUUGAUACUCGGUUCUCGCUCGCCCGAAAGCAAAACGUUAACGCUCGCGCUAGCGGUACGGUAACUAGAAGAGCAGCUAGCAGCAGCGCAGCAGUAGCAGUCUCUACAGCAGGCCAGCAGUGUUAGGAAGCCGCCUUUUUGAUCGUUGUCGUCAUCGCCAUCGUUCCGUCGUCGUCGUCGUUGUAGUUCCCGUGGUCGUGUUUAGAAGAGCAAAAGGUUGGUGAGGUUCGAAGUCCCCCCUGCGAGGUGAAUUAACAAAAAUGUCUUCGAAUAAUCAAUCGAGCCAAAACCAGGCCAACAGUAAUCAAACGCAGCAAUCUCAGCCAAAACAGUCAAACAGUCAAAAUGAUCAGCAGCAGCAAUCUAGCGCCGCCGCCGCCGCUGCAGCAUCACAGAACUCUAACUCUAGCCAACAGAGUCCAACCAAAAAGUCUGCACUCCCGACGCCCACCCAAAGCACAAAGGAUCGUGUAGUGGACACCGUGCCAUUCCCUCCCAGUCACAAGCUGACCAUGUCGGAGGUGUUCGAUGCCCGGACUGGCAAGAUUCAGCACGAAGUACUUAAGCAGCAUUUCAUCCUUGAGGGCCGCAUCGAGGACGGACCAGCGAUGCGGAUAAUCCAAGAGGGAGCCACUCUACUGCGCUCGGAGAAGACCAUGAUUGAUAUUGAGGCCCCAGUGACAGUGUGUGGAGACAUUCAUGGCCAGUUCUAUGAUCUGAUGAAGCUAUUCGAGGUAGGCGGGUCGCCGUCCACCACGAAGUAUCUCUUUCUCGGCGACUAUGUGGACCGAGGCUAUUUCAGUAUUGAGUGUGUGCUCUAUUUGUGGGCCCUGAAGAUCACGUAUCCCAACACGCUGUUUCUGCUGCGUGGCAACCACGAGUGCCGCCAUUUGACGGAGUACUUCACCUUCAAGCAGGAAUGCAAGAUCAAGUACUCAGAACGCGUCUACGACGCUUGCAUGGAUGCAUUUGACUGCCUGCCGCUGGCGGCACUAAUGAAUCAACAGUUUCUGUGCGUUCACGGCGGGCUGUCUCCAGAAAUCCAUGAUCUGGACGACAUUCGCCGAUUGGAUCGGUUCAAGGAGCCUCCAGCCUUUGGGCCUAUGUGCGAUCUGCUUUGGUCAGAUCCGCUAGAGGACUUUGGCAAUGAGAAGAACUCGGACUUCUACACACACAACUCGGUGCGUGGUUGCUCGUACUUCUACAGCUAUGCGGCAUGUUGUGAUUUCUUGCAGAACAACAAUCUGCUCUCGAUUAUUCGGGCACAUGAGGCGCAGGACGCCGGCUAUCGCAUGUACCGCAAGAGUCAGACCACUGGUUUCCCAUCGCUCAUAACAAUCUUCUCCGCUCCCAAUUAUCUCGAUGUGUACAACAACAAAGCGGCCGUUCUCAAAUACGAGAACAACGUGAUGAACAUCAGGCAAUUCAACUGCUCGCCCCAUCCGUAUUGGCUUCCAAAUUUCAUGGACGUCUUCACCUGGUCGCUGCCAUUUGUUGGCGAGAAAGUCACGGAGAUGUUGGUUAACGUCUUGAACAUCUGCUCCGAUGACGAACUGAUGCCAGAGAGCGAAGAUGGCGCUCUUGUGGACCCAGACGAAGCCGCCCUCCGAAAGGAGGUCAUUCGCAACAAGAUCCGUGCAAUUGGCAAGAUGGCGCGAGUAUUUUCCGUACUGCGCGAGGAAUCCGAAUCGGUGCUACAGCUGAAGGGUCUCACUCCAACAGGUGCUCUGCCACUUGGCGCCCUAUCCGGCGGCAAGCAGUCCCUCAAGAAUGCCAUGCAGGGCUUCUCACCAAACCACAAAAUCACAUCGUUUGCCGAAGCCAAGGGUCUCGAUGCUGUCAAUGAGAGGAUGCCACCGAGACGCGAUGGCGGCGCCGGCCCAACUCCCUCGCCCGGAGACGAAGCUAAGUCAAUAGCUGCCGCAGCGGCUGCCAAUGCCAGCAAUGUUGUUAGUGGAUAAUUUGGUAAAUAGUCAUUAAAAAAAAACAAAAGUUAUUUAAAAAAUAAAUAUAAUUAACUCCGCUUCCGGAGAUUAUGAUAAAAAAAAAUAAAUCUUAAAUCAAAUACAAGUCGAAACAAAAUAAAUACAAAAACAAAAAACAAAAAAAUUAUCGUCCUAAAGAAUCGUCGUUAUCUAUCAUUAUCGCUCGGCAUUUCACCCACACUCACACAUACUUUAUAUACAAACUAAGCAACAACAACAAUUCCUUUCUUUCUUAAGAGAAUACAAAAUAAUUAAAAAGAAAAACAACAAAAAAAUGAACAAUCUUAUUCGAAUCUUAGUUCUUAAAAAGAAAUAAAAUAAAAUUUAAACAAAACAAAAAAAAAACAACUGUUAAUAUAAUUAUAUUCCUAUAAAUUUCGCCUGUUUUUAUUUUUUAUAUUUUUUGUUGAUUUUUAUUAAAUAUAAUAUUAAUAAAAAUAAAAAAAAACUAUUUAUAUAUACAACUUUUUUUAAUUUUUAAUAUUAUAAUAUAUCGUAGUUGUUAUUCUAUUGUUAAUUUUUUUGUUCUUAUAUUUCACUUUAUCUCUAUUUCUAUCUCUUUCUCUUUUUUUCUAUAGAGAAACUGAAUUUAUUAUUAAACAAAAAAGAAGAAAACAAAAAAGUUAUUAUUAUAUAUUAGAGUAAGUUUAAAAUAAUAAUAAAUAAUAAAAAAAAUAAAAUUUUUUGAAAAAUAAAAAUAAUUUUUGAAAUUUUCUUCUCAAAUCACAAAAUAAAUUUAAAAAAAAAAACAGAAACACUCACACAUACUUAGUCAAAAUAAUUAAAAUAAUACAAACAAAAUAAAAAUAAGGAAGGAAAUUUCAACACCUUAACAGUGUUUGCCAAAGAAUAUUUAACAAAAUACAAUUUUCUCCUUAAAAGUUAAUCUCGAAACCAAAAAAAAAAAUAAAAAUAUAA
Eupeodes corollae is the source of this 3550-nucleotide messenger RNA. RefSeq names its product serine/threonine-protein phosphatase 2B catalytic subunit 3-like. Gene Ontology annotation, molecular function: calmodulin-dependent protein phosphatase activity; calmodulin binding. NCBI's taxonomy places the organism in Eukaryota, Metazoa, Arthropoda, Insecta, Diptera, Syrphidae. Gene Ontology annotation, biological process: calcineurin-mediated signaling. Gene Ontology annotation, cellular component: cytoplasm; calcineurin complex. The coding region runs from base 908 to 2608 and encodes 566 amino acids. The record is from RefSeq and is a predicted model, not a curated record. The transcript is spliced from 2 exons.